This is a messenger RNA of Magallana angulata, 3398 nucleotides long. RefSeq lists its product as uncharacterized. NCBI's taxonomy places the organism in Eukaryota, Metazoa, Mollusca, Bivalvia, Ostreida, Ostreidae. The record is from RefSeq and is a predicted model, not a curated record. Bases 856 to 3207 code for a protein of 783 amino acids. The transcript has 4 exons.
UCAAACAUGAAAAUCAUGUAAAUGAGAUGUUGAGGUUUUAUAACUAAAAGACCCUGCACUGGAAUGUAAAACUAUUAAUAUCAUUUGAAUAAAGCCUCAUUUUACUACGUGUGUUGUUAUUAAUGCAUGACUUGUCGUUAGAUACAGAUAAAAAACACAUUUGUGAAGAAUUUUAACAAGAAAUUUAGAAAAAAUAAAGAAGUUUUCCUGUCGUUAAAUAUAUAUUUGUGUAUCUGUCAUUAUUUACGGUAGAUCUUAUAUGAGAGCAAGUAGGGUUUCUUUUUAGUGCAAACGGUCUCAUGGGAAAGAUAUAGUAAAAAAAUAAACCACCAACCCUUCAGAAUUAACCGCCAUUUUUAACCAAAAAUAAACAUCGGCUAUGACUAACUUUAUGGAUGAUCAACAACAUGCUGAUUGUAAAAUUGGCCAUAUCGAGGUUCUCUAAGGCUUUUAAAACGUGCAUGUAAUAAUGAUCAUGUAAUGUAAGCUUUACAUAGCUGAAAUUUUCACUUCAAACUUACAACGUGUUCUUCUCGUCUCGUUUGUUUUUCAAAAGUGAAAGUAGAUGAAAUUCAUCCGCUGAUAAAAUCAAAGCCUGCUGUGCGUACACACAUGUUAUUUUCGUUUAAAAUGCAUAUUAUAAAUUUAACAUUCUUAUUUAAACCAUGUACAGUCUGUUUUAAGAAUUAAUUUUGCUGUACGAAAAAAUACGAAAAUAACUUUUUCUAGAGAAAAGACUUCCGGUUAAAGAAAAAGUGGUUGAUCUUUCAUCACAUGGAUGUAAACUUUGCAGAUUUCGAGACUUAGAGCGACUGCAAAAGAUUUGACAUAAAUGUACGUGCAGUGUGGGGAAGCAUGACAACGGGAAAUGGGCCAUCCCACCUAAAUGAAAUUCUUGGUACUAUGAACUCCCCAGGCCUGUCUUCUACAUCGUUUACAGCUAUAGAGAAGGAGGUUGGAGAAUGGUGGCUUUCUGCUCUUGAGAGUAACAUAUUGGAAGCAGGGGCAGAAGAGAGAGCUUUGGCAGUAGAAAGGGGUGAUUACCAUCAUGAGGUUCCUGCAAUAACUGUUAUUACAGAUGGUGGAUGGUCAAAACGCACACACAAACACAGCUAUAAUGCUCUUGGAGGUGUAGCCAUUAUCAUUGGUAAAGAGACAGGAAAACUGCUGCAUAUAGGGGUUAGAAAUAAAUACUGUUAUGUGUGCCAAACAGCCAAGAAUAAGAUGGUGGAACCACAAGAACACGAUUGUUUCAAGAACUGGGAUUCAGAUAGUCAAUCCAUGGAAAGUGACAUUAUUGUGGAAGGGUUUAAAGAAGCAGAGACUAAACAUGGUUUACGGUACAUGCGUAUAGUUGGUGAUGGGGACUCGUCUGUAUAUGCUAAAAUUAGAGAGGAAGUACCCGAGUGGGGCAGGGAUGUUCAGAAAGAAGAGUGUGCAAAUCAUGUUUGUAAGUGUUACAGAUCCAACCUUGAGAAGCUCGUAAUGAAUAACCCCCUUUACAAAGGAAGGCAUAAUCUUACAAAAAAAGUUAGAGUACAGCUAGUUUCUGCAGUAAGAUGUGCAGUACGUGUCAGAGCAAAACAGAGGGAGAACAAAGAACUUACCACAUCAGCUGCAGUUGCUCACCUUAAACAUGAUAUUCUGAAUUCUGUACAUCAUGUUUUUGGUAACCAUUCAAAUUGUUCAGACUUUUGUAAGGUGUCAACUUCAACCUCAACUGCUGAUAAUUUACAAAUUCAAAUCGAACAAAAUGAAGGUAUUGAUGAUGAUGGCGCAAACUUUGAGAAUAUCUUUGAAGAGCAGAUUACAUUCUGGGAAGAAGGUGCAAGUGCAGAAGAGUUAGAGAAUUCUCGUUAUUGUAGCUUUGACUUUCAUGAUGUUGAAAAAUUUAUCAUUCAGGAUGUUUCCAUUCUUUUAAUGAAAAUAGCAGAGAAGGCUGAACAUCUGAUUGGCAACACCACAACAAACAUUGCAGAGUCUUGGAUGCACAUAAGGUGCAAGUUUGAUGGUGGAAAGAUUCACAAUCUAUGCAACAGAGGGUCAUGGCAUGCUCGGUGUUAUGGUGGUGCUUUGCGUAUGAACUAUGGACCACUGUGGUCUCCAAAUGUUUGGAAAGAAUCCACAGCUACACAUGCAGGAUCUUUUUUUACUAAAGUUUUCCAAAGACAGGAAGUGAAGCUGGCCCAAAGUAAGAAACAUCAAAUGAAGCCGCAAACAAAGAAAAACAGAUUUAUGAAGAAAUUAAGGAAUCUAAAGCAAAGUACAACCACAAAAGCUAAAAGAGCAUAUGGAGAGGAUGCCACUGAGGUUACUGAAGAUAUAUCGGCAUCAGACUUAGAAGCAAAAAAGCAAGAAUUCCUUAACAAACAUGUAUGCGUCUCUUCAACCCAGAUAGCAAAGAUCCAGAGCUCCACUUCCAAACAAUCUUCAUCAGGUCUGUGGCAUUCUGAGAGAAGAAUACGAUUAACUGCCUCUAAUUUUGGAAAAGUUUAUCGGCGUAGACCAUCUAUCCCAGUUAAAAACUUGGUGAAAUCUCUUCUGUAUUCUAAUUUUAAAGGAAAUAGACAUACUAGAAAUGGACUUCUACAGGAAAGAUCUACUAUAGAGGAAUACAAACUCAGAAAAGCUGAAGAGAAUGAGAAUGUGAUAGUGAAGGACUCAGGAUUGGUAAUUGAUCAUAACAACAACUUCCUAGCAGCAAGUCCUGAUGGUUUUGUGUUUACCUCUGAUGGAAAGAAGGGUCUUAUAGAGAUAAAGAACCUCGUUCAUAAUAAGCCUUUAAAUCUUUUUGAAGCUGCAGACAAAAUAAGGUCAUUUUGUUUGCAGUAUAGAAAUGGAAAAUUAUCCUUAAAGGAGAAUCACGAUUAUUACUAUCAAUGUCAAGGGCUUAUGAACAUUUGUGGAACAGAGUGGAUAGACUUUGUGGUUCGCACUCUGAAUCCCUACCAUCUUUUCAUUGAGAGAAUAUACAGGAAUGAGGAUCUUUGGAACAUAAUGCUGCCAAAGCUCAAAGAUUUUUAUCACACAUCAUUGUUACCUGAAUUAGCUUCUCCUCGGGAAGGGAAAAGUCCAGGCAUAAGGGAACCUGGGGUUUGGUAUUCACCCCCCAAUACAAGGGUGGCUGUUAGAAAAACAAGAGGUGGUAGGAUGCUGACGGAUCCUUUAUCAAGGAAAAGCAGAAAUAAAAGAAAAAAGAAAGACUAAGAAUGGAAGAGGAUUUUUUUCAAGACUUUAAUUAUUAAAGGUCAGUAGUGUCUUAAAGAAAGUUUGUAUGAUACUGGUAUCAUAAAAUCUGAAUUCUGCAACUCAUUACAAAGAUUUUGAUGUGCAGAUGAUGUAUGACUCUUAAAAUAGUCAACCAAUUUAAGAUAUUACUUAUUCUUCCAAAUUUGACU